Molecule: messenger RNA, 4732 nt
Organism: Anguilla rostrata (American eel)
Lineage: Eukaryota; Metazoa; Chordata; Actinopteri; Anguilliformes; Anguillidae
Gene: gabpb2a
Product: GA binding protein transcription factor subunit beta 2a
Exons: 8
Coding region: 365-1630 (421 amino acids)
Biological process (GO): positive regulation of transcription by RNA polymerase II
Cellular component (GO): nucleus
Molecular function (GO): protein binding; transcription cis-regulatory region binding
Source: RefSeq, a predicted model, not a curated record
GCUAGCCAGCUGCUAGCCGAAUUUAAAAAUGGCUCUUUCGCGGUCUUUGGCGCGUUAGCAAUUUGAAUUAGUUGCACAUUGUUUUGGAGCUUUACAGGGCUCUCGCUAGAUUAGCAUUUAUACACGUGUUCUAGUUAGACCGUUACUUUAUUUAGACUAUACGAUUAGGUCAAUAAAACAUUCUUAUUUUCUGGCUUGUCUGGAGUGGUUGCCAAUACCCGAGUACCAAUACCAAGAGUUGGCCAAUUGGCUAGUAACGUUAACGUAGCUACUUUAAACCUAGCUAGCUAACAUUGGCUACUCACUGUUUUGCUGAACUGUGCGCGGAGAUCGGAGCGCAUAAGUUGGCGAACCAUUUGUUUUGAUGUCGCUGGUGGAUCUGGGCAAGCGGCUGCUGGAGGCCGCGCGGAAGGGCCAGGAGGACGAGGUCCGGACGCUCAUGGCCAACGGCGCCCCCUUCACCACGGACUGGCUGGGAACGUCGCCCCUGCACCUGGCCGCCCAGCACGGACACUACUCGACCGCCGAGGUGCUCCUCCGGGCCGGGGUCAGCCGGGACGCCCGCACCAAGGUGGACCGGACCCCGCUGCACAUGGCGGCCGCCGAGGGCCACUCCUCCAUCGUGGAGCUGCUCGUCAGGCAGAGCGGCGCUGACAUCAACGCCAAAGACAUGCUGAAGAUGACGGCGCUGCACUGGGCGGCGGAGCACGGGCACCGCACGGCGGCCGAGCUGCUGGUCAAGUACGGCGCCGACGUGCACACGCUCAGCAAGUUCGACAAGACGCCCUACGACAUCGCCGCCGACAACAACAACGGCCAGCUCAUGGCGCUGCUGCAGGAGGGGAUGCAGAACCAGGUGAAUGUGAACGUCGAUCGCAGCACCAGCAACGCCAUCGGGCCUCAGUUCAUCCUGUCCUCCGGGGGCGUGGUCAACCUUGCUGACCUCAUCUCCUCCACCAAGAAUUCCUCAGGAGAGAUGGAGGAAGUCAUCGCUGCUGACUCGGUGGACUCGGCAGUUCAGCACCUGGUUGGAGACGGGGGUCAGAGGGUCAUCACCAUAGUGACGGACCAGCAUGGCAACCUGCAGUCCGGAGGCCUGGGGCAGCCCUUCUUUGUGACCAUGCAGCACGGGCAGCAGAUGGUUGCCGUGCCGGCGGGCCAGAUCACGGAGGAGGUGGUGGAGGAGGAGCUCCAGCCCCCGCCAGCCCGUAAGAGGCGAUUGGACACAUCUUCGUCCAAUCACACGGAGCCAAAGGGCAAGGGGGAGUUGGACAGCAGGGAGGUGCUGCAGAAGCAGCUGCAGGAGGCCAACCGCAAGGCGCAGGAGUACCGGCAGCAGUUCCUGCAGAAGGAGCAGGAGGCCGAGGAGUACCGGCUCCGGCUGGAGGCCAUGGCGCACGGCCAGGCCAACGGCACCUCCGCCCCGGGGGAGGAGGAGCAGGAGGAGGUGGAGCAGGAGGAGGUGCAGACGGUGGUGGUGCUGGCGCAGGAGGUGGCUGAAGAGGAGGGGGGGGAUGUGGCAGGAGGAGCGGGGGUGAAGGAGGAGGAAGUGGUGGUGGAGGCGGAGGCGGAGGAGGUGGAGGCGGAGCCUGAAGGGGAGGCGGAGCCCAUCGCGGAGGUCGCCUCGUAACGAUGGAGCCCCGGAGAUGGGCGGACGGACGGACGGACGGAAAUGGGGAUUUGGGACAGACGGACACACCAGCCUGUUUCCAGUUUCAUGUCCACAACAAUAAACUUUUCUUUUUUUUUUUGUUUUGUAUAAAGAAACGGAUUCUUUUUUUCGUAAUUUUUUUUACAUCUGUUGUUGAUCUAUCUUUUUUUAUUAGUUUUUUUUUUCAAAGUUGUGUGAUGAAGAAUGUCUGGAACAGGCGAAGAGCGCUGGGCAUCCCCACGGAACUCGAGCGAGUCACAUGAUUCUGAACCCCGCCAUGCCCCUCCCCCCCAGGCAGCCCCACGGGGGGGGGGCGGUCCUAACGUCCCCCCACGCUUGUCACCCCUCCACCCCCUGACCGCAAGCUUUUUGGGUGUUUUACAGACGCUUGGGGAUCUUGUACUCUAAGAAAAACCGUGUUUGGAAACUAGCUAAGCCUGAGAGUCCCGGAGGUGGUGUGGGUGGGGUGGGGUGGGGGGGGGGUCUGCUGUCUGUGCUGGUUUAUCCUCAACACUUUCAAACUCUUUAUUCAUUAGUUCCUUUUGUGUCUUCAGGAACUCCCAUAUCCAUGAAGUUUUUUUUUGUUGGUUUUUAAAUUUAAUUUAAUUUUUUACAAAUUUGCCAAGAUGCUCGGAAUUCCUCUGGAGAUUCCUGUGACGUUUUUCCCUCUCUCUGGUCCCGGUGCAGUCUGAGAUCGUUCGCUGUUUCGCUCUCCGAGGUGCGACGCGUCACACACGUUCCCAGUGCACUGCGCCCCCCCCCCCACUCAUUGUGUGUGUGUCACAGCUCACCUUUUACGCGACCCCCCCCACUCGCUGACUCCAUCUCUUUUUCCUCUGUCCUCUUCCUCCGAUCUCUUCUUCAUCUCACCUCUACUUCUCCUCCCACCCUCUCGUUCCCGUGCCUCUCCUGAGGCUCAUCCACGUGCCCAUCGCCCACCCCCCCUGCGGUGUCCCCCAGGCCCCCUGCGGUCCCGCACAGCGCUGUAAUUAAGGGCUAAUUGUUUCUCAUUACGCUGUCAGGAGCUUCGCCUUCAGCGUCUCCGGGGUGGUCCUGCUUCCUGGUGCCAGAAAAACAUCUCUUCCCCUCUCUUUCUCUCUCUGUCUCCCCCCCUCUCCCCAUCCCUCUCUCUCUCCCUCUCUCUCUCUCUCUUCCCCCCUCUCUCCCCAUCCCUCUCUCUCUCUCUCUCUCUACCGUUCUCUGUCUCUCGCAUGCUUACUUUCUCAGUUUCUGUCUUUAUCGGUCAGGCUACGCUGGGUUUUAUGUUAGGAUUGUGCGAAGCGUUGCCUGCUGGGAAGGGCUUCUGUCCGAGCCCAGUGCAUGCUGGGCCUGGUCUGAUUGAGGGCAGUCUUCCAGCGCCCGUGGCCUGAGUGAAGGGGCGUGCGAUGUGAGCGCCAUACGGUCCGUCGGCAGCGGCUUUUCUCCCGCUGGUCGAGCCCGGUCUUCGCUGACGAGUGUGGGCGUGGCUCCAGGGCCUGUUUACCUGACCGCAGCUCGAUUGACAGCUCAGCGGCCUGUGACCUCACUAAUUAUGCUGUUUCAGUGUUGGAACAGGCUCCUCACCAUGGAAACAGACCCCCCCCCCCCUUUCACCGUGGAAACAUACUCCUCCCCUUUCACCGUGGAAACAUACUCCUCCCCUCUUCCUCGUGGAAACAGACUCCUCCCCUUUCACCGUGGAAACAUACUCCUCCCCUCUUCAUCGUGGAAACAGACUCCUCCCCUCUUCAUGAUGGAAACAGACUACAUCCAUUCUCACUCCCCGGCAUUGGAGUCAACCGUAUAUUCUUUUUUUUUCUUGCAUAAUAGUAAAAUAUUAUAUCUAUUAAAGACAAUAAGUUAGGUCCCCACCCCUCAGUUUGACAUGAACAUUAUACAGGUAUAUAUAUAUAUAUUUUUACUCUAGAGACUGGUAAUUGUUUUAUACAUAUUGUACAUACAUGUUUGACUUUGUGUGUGUGUUUUCUGAUGAGUGUAAAUGGGCUUUUUCCAGGUUAAGGGGAUGUCUCUGGGGGGCAGGAGGGGUGAAGUUCUGGUGAAAUAAACUAGUUUAACAUGCGUAACCUGCGCAGGUGUCAGCCUGGUGUUUUCAGGAUAUAAAAACUUGACACGACGCCCACUCAGCCCAUCUGUGAGUGAGUCUGCCUGUGCUUUCUCCCCAGUGUGAAAACAUUAUGAGUUUGCUUCUUUAUAAACUGAUGCCUGCCAGCAUACGCCUGUUAAAGUAGGUUAUUCUGGGUAGGAUCGAUUAGCACCCACAAAGCUGGAACAAUACCUAAUUCCCCCCCCACCAUUUGUUUUGUUUUCUACCCUUAACCUGUUUAGAUGGGUGAAAUGUCCCAGAAAUUCCAAGUCAAUCUGGAACAUAACUUCUAAAACACUUCUGGUUAGUCUUAGAUCUUUUAAAUUGGCAGCACUCUAACCCUUUAAAAGGGUCCCCUAAUGGGUGGAACCGGGGUGCACGGAGCUUUUCGGCUGCUUUUGAGGAGGUUUGGGGAGGUGUUGGAGGGAGGCCUGUCUUUGGGGCCCCUUCACAGUAGGAAUGGUGUGGACUUCGCUUUGUCAAACUUCCAGGUCCUCCGAUUCCACCAUGGCUGCAGUAACUGUGUGUCCUUUCUUUAAACACGUUGUGUUUUUUUUAAUGUACGUAUGUAUGUGUGUAUAGGAACACUAUCAGGGAUCGUUUUACAGGCUUUUUUAAAGAAAUGAGACAACAGAAGCCAAUUCAGCAUAAAUGUAAAUGUUGCAGAAAGAAAAACAACAAAAAAGGAGGAAGUUAAAGGAAUUCCUUUUUUAAGAAAAAAUAAAAAAGCAGAUCAAUUCUUUUUUUUUUAGAAUUCAAUAAAUAUGCACUCAUUUGCCAUUUGUGUUCUAUGUGUUCGGUCAUUGGCUCGAUUGGCAGGGUUCAAACCUUAGAGUAUGUAAUAUGUAGAGACAGCCAAUGGAAACCUAUGGGGAGCACAUCAGAACCAGGAAGUAGAAUUUUUUUGCUCAAUAGACAUGCUCAGUUGUGUCCUUGGUUACAUGCCUAAAUCACAUGUACAACGAGGAUAGCACAGACAUAAAUAAUAAAACAUUUUU